Platichthys flesus (European flounder) is the source of this 5431-nucleotide messenger RNA. Its product is annotated as gamma-aminobutyric acid receptor subunit alpha-5-like. Gene Ontology annotation, cellular component: neuron projection; postsynapse; synapse. Gene Ontology annotation, molecular function: GABA-A receptor activity; benzodiazepine receptor activity; inhibitory extracellular ligand-gated monoatomic ion channel activity. The record is from RefSeq and is a predicted model, not a curated record. Gene Ontology annotation, biological process: gamma-aminobutyric acid signaling pathway; signal transduction; nervous system process. NCBI's taxonomy places the organism in Eukaryota, Metazoa, Chordata, Actinopteri, Pleuronectiformes, Pleuronectidae. The transcript has 10 exons. The coding region runs from base 281 to 1681 and encodes 466 amino acids.
UGGAAAAGCCUGUGUGAUGUUGCUGCUCCUGCUGCGGAGGAGGAGGAGGGGGGGGAUGCAGGAGACGCGGUGCAGCUGAAGGCGCCAGACGGUGGAGAGGAGGAGAGGAGCAGACGUAGACCACUACAACACAGAGAGAGAGAGAGGGAGAGAGGGAGAGAGGUGGAGGAAGAGAAGAAGGAGGGCAGGCAACCGACGAGCCGCGGGGAUUAGGUGACUGAACGCCGGCGACGGAGAGACCCCCCCCAUCAGGCUCCACACGAUCAACCAAAUCCUUGUGAUGGAUCUGCAUUCAGCUCCAAACAAGAAAGUGAGCAGGAUUCCAGUCAUGGCCAGACUCCUGCUCCUCCUGCUGCUGUGUGGCUGCCAGAACAGCCUGUGCUCAACCUCCUUGGAGGCUCAGAAGGAGGCGAGCUCCAACGACAACAGCACGGUGUUCACCAGGAUCCUGGACGGGCUCCUGGACGGUUACGACAACCGGCUCCGGCCCGGGCUCGGAGAGAACGUCACCGAGAUCAAGACCAAUAUUUUCGUCACCAGCUUCGGUCCGGUGUCCGACACGGAGAUGGAAUACACCAUCGACGUGUUCUUCCGUCAGAGCUGGAAGGACGAGCGCCUCUGCUUCAAGGGGCCGAUGGAGAGACUGCCACUCAACAACCUGCUCGCCAGCAACAUCUGGACCCCGGACACCUUCUUCCUGAACGGCAAGAAGUCCAUCGCCCACAACAUGACCACCCCCAACAAGCUGCUGAGGCUGAGGGACGACGGCACCUUGCUCUACACCAUGAGACUGACCAUAUCAGCAGAGUGCCCCAUGCAGCUGGAGGAUUUCCCCAUGGACGCACACGCCUGCCCUCUCAAGUUUGGCAGCUAUGCCUAUCCGGUGUCAGAGGUGGUCUACACGUGGACUGAGGGAGCGGCGAAGUCUGUGGUGGUGGCAGAGGACGGCUCCAGACUCAACCAGUACCAUCUGAUCGGGCAGACCGCCGGCACAGAGGACAUACACACGAGCAGAGGUCAGUACACCGUGAUGAUGGCCCACUUCUACCUGAAGAGGAAGAUUGGAUAUUUUGUCAUCCAGACGUACAUGCCCUGUUUCAUGACCGUGAUCCUGUCCCAGGUCUCAUUUUGGCUGAACCGUGAAUCGGUUCCUGCGAGGACCGUCUUUGGAGUGACCACGGUCCUGACCAUGACCACCCUCAGCAUCAGCGCCAGGAACUCGCUCCCCAAGGUGGCCUACGCCACGGCCAUGGACUGGUUCAUCGCCGUGUGCUACGCCUUCGUCUUCUCCGCCCUCAUCGAGUUCGCCACGGUGAACUACUUCACAAAGAGGAGCUGGGCCUGGGACGGCAAAAAGGCUCUGGAGGCUCAGCACCCCAAGAAACGAGAUCCCAUGGUGCUUUCCAAAAAGCCCAACAACGUCUGCUCGGCCGGCGUCAACUACACCCCCAACCUCACCAAGGACGUGUCCAUCUCCACCAUCUCCAACACGACGUCGGUGCAGCUCCGGACCUCCGAGACCAAGAUGGUGGACCCCAAGAAGACCUACAACAGCGUCAGCAAGAUCGACAAGAUGUCGCGGAUAGUGUUCCCCGUCCUGUUCGGAACCUUCAACCUGGUCUACUGGGCCACGUACCUCAACAGGGAACCAGUGGUGAAAGGAGUGGUCUCCUCCACGUAAUCGUUUUCCUUCUCGGAGACGGAGAAGUUUGUGCAGGGGAGGAAGUGAGAGUGGGGGGACUAACAGGAAAGGAGUUGCUUUAAGGUCUUUGCCCUAGACAAAAAAAUAAUCUGCUCUUGAAGAACAAACUAAUCAACUAUCCAUGUCAGGCUCUUUGAACUGGAUGCAAGGCUGCGACAGAAUCCUUGUCCUGUUAUUCGCGGCCUAAAAAAACAACCUGCUCGGUCACAAAGAAACUGCUUUCAGACCAGCUAGCAGGCGCUUUGCUUUAAUUCUCAUCUGUCCUGCUGCAGUUUGCAUGACGCUCUCCUGGAAAACAAGGAGAAACCAAGGACUCAUCUAUUUCUUGAAUGCCGAUGUACAUGUCAAAUCAUUGCUUCGGGGAUUUGGAGAAACUUUGCCUACAUUGAAACGCAUCAUAUUCUCACCACGGAGGCUCGAGAUGCAUCGAGCUCCUGCUGUGAAAAAGCUGCGAGAGCAUUAUGCAUCUGAAUUUGAAAACUGGACUCAGUUCCACUCCUGUGUGGAAGACACAUCUCUUGAGAUUAAUGCUGCAAGUGCAUUAAUAAUUUAAUUUUAUGUCGUCUUUCUAAAGAAGAAACUUUGCUUUCUUUUUUUUUUUGCUUCUAUUGCAGCGAGUGCUCGUGUGCCUCUUUGUACAUCGUUACUUGAAGAUUCAAAAGCUGACUGCUGCUCGCCUGGUUUCCCACAAGCAUUGAAGUCUGUAUGAGAAGAGAAGGUGGGAAAAGUAAUAUGUAUAUGGAAGAUUAUCAUUCCUAAUGAAGAAGCUCCUCUUCAUUCAUAGAGAAUUAAGAGCCAGCAUUUAGGUCAGAGGGACUUCUUGGCCCAGUUGCACUGGGUGACUGGGCGGCUGUGGAUGCUGGGAUCAGACACAUUUAGCACCGGAUACGUUCUGUAACCGAAUUUCAAGUCUGGGUCACUCAGCGAGGAAACUAAUAUUCACAGCUGAGAAGCCACUGCUCCGCGUUCAUCACAUACAAAUCAGCACAGCGGGUUCGGAGCUCAGAGAGGGAGCCAGGGUUCAAGCUGCUGUUUCAUCCAGGCGGCUGACGUGGGCCAGCUUCACUUAGAUAGACUUUGACCCAUUUAAGUAUGAGGGCCUCGUAAAGAACAUUAGAGAUUUGUAAAGUGAAGUCUGAACAUGAGGAGAAUAAGGCUGUAAGGACUUCUUCAGAUCACAGGCAUAGUCAAACACCAGGUGAACAUUUAAAGCAAGAAAGUUUCAGAGUGCAAUUCUCAAUAAAUAUUUUGGAUGGUCCGUCACAUGCGAACCAAUAUCAACAUUCUGCCAUUUGAAAUGUAAGCGUGAAAAGGUUUUGGGUAACUAGGCCGAGCAUCACAGGGGGAAUCAUGAAAAUAGACUUUUUAUUUUUCACCUUUUGCAUUUUAAGUCCUUAGAGAAGAAGAAAAAAAGCCUGAGUCAAAUACUGACUUUGAAUUUAUUCUGUGUUUUGUCUCUUAAUGCUUUUCCGUGAACACGUGUGAGACUCUUUUUCUCGUUGCUUCUGGAGCAUUCGACCGAACUUGGCUUUUAACAUUUUCAAUUGAAUCAGAUUUUCACGUGUUUAAUUCUACGUUGACUGGAUUAACCUGGAAGCGACGAGCGCACACACGCACACGCACACAUACACACACACACACACAGGGGCACCGCGUGGGCUGCACACAUCGGACUGUGGUGAGACACACUCAGGAACUAAAGGACUUUCAGCAGAAGAGUUGCCUCAGAGUCCCUGCGUCUUUAAUCACAUGGAUUUAGAGCAGUGACCCCGACACCUGCUGCUACAGGAGCUGCCCCCCCCCCCCCACACACACACACACAUCUGACACUGGGUGAAGAACCAUGUAAAUAAAGAUGAUUCAGCUGCUAUUGUACCUGCUUUGCUUUGAGUAACUAUAUUUAACGUAUCAGUUUAAGAACUCUUUCCAAAGCGUUUUUUUUUUUUGUUUAACUCCUGUGCCAUAAUAUCCUGUUGUGUUUCUGUGCUGGUUUGGUUUCGACAUUCCUAUAAAUCUGAAAAUGUUGCCGUGUUUUCAAAUGCUCCGUGGAUCCCUGGUGAAUCUUUGGAUGAUUUGUCGUGUCGGGGGGGCCAAGCUGCUCCAGUGCUGCUUCACUCAGCCUUAUUCUGAGUCAGGAUACCAAAGGAAAUUAAACUUCUACAAGCGAUUUUGGUCCCUGAUAAGUUAAAUGCUUAACUUUCCCCCCCACCAAGGCUGCUAAAAUGGGAAAAAGGAGCAAAAGGACAUUUUCAAAAAUGAAAUAUUCCCGUUUAAUCGUUUCACUGCAGGUCAGAUCUUCAUGGGGAAAUGAAUGCCCCUAUCCUUGCAUCCUUCCAUCCAUCCAUCCGUCCGUUUAACCAACCCUCCCUCCUCAUUUGCCAGCCAAGAAGCGCCUGCCCCUCCCUCCAUCCCCUCCGCCACUGCGACAGACUCAUCUGCCGUACAUCUGUUAGAAAAAGGGAUUUAGUGGCGCUUAAGUUGCUUUCACCCGUUCAGGGGGGCCCCCUUACAGCAAACUCCAAUUUAAGCCCCGACCGGCCCGGCCGAUGACAAACACUUGUUUUUCUCCACGCAGCGUCUGGACAGAUGUGGCUGGUGCACGUUGGGGACAAGUUUAGGAUUCAUUAUGUGUGCUUUAUCCCGAGCGGGCGCAUGGGCAGUGAGGCAGACUGAAGUUUAGAACCUAGGUCUCUGGACUAGGGAUUGUAUUACACAUGCGGCCGUCAGCUUCAGGAGAUCUUCAUUGUUUUGAGCCUCAGUAAAACACUCUUGUUUUGGAGGAGACCUUUGCCUUGAUAGGUGGGCCUUAAAAAAAAAAGUCUUACUUACAUUUAUUCUUUGUUUUUAUGUAUUGUAUUUGUUUUAUGUAAUAUACUUAAAUUGAUCAAAUAAAAAAAGGAUGAACAAAACUGGUAUCAAGGGAUUAUUCUUUUAUUUUUAAACACGGAGCCGAGCUGACGCUGUAUUCUGCAGAACUGUAAACUAUGAUGAUAAAUGUUAAUAUAAGGAGGAGGAACGCCAGCAUUUCUGGUAUCAAUGUAAUUCCCGAGUGAUAUUUAAGUGCUUUAUAAAAAUAGCUGGAUGUAUAAAUAAAGUCCGUAGGCUCCCAUUCCAGUGAUCACACAACUGGGUAGAGUCUUUUUUUGUCUAUUUUAGGGUUCUCAUGAAGACAGUUACUUUCUGCAGAAGUUAAACAAAACAGCUUCACAUGCCGGCUGUCUCUCUUUGUGUCACACGACAUUCAGAACAGAGGAAUUUCUAAUUUUAUAUUUAAGGUGCAAGACUGAAAUGAGAGAUUCCCUUAUCGAGCAGAACGUGAGACAUCUUGUCCUUCGUGAGACGGAGUUAAUGCCAACUCAUUUUCAAGGGUCAUUAGUUUUGACAGCAACAGUGGUGGAAUGUAACUAAUUUCAUUGACUCAAGUGUACUGCACUUAUGGGCACAAUAGAGGUACUUGUACUUUGUUUGGGGAGUUCCUACUUCCUACUUCUGCUUCAAUAUUGUACUCAUUGCUUCGCUAUACAUUUAUAAUGUGCGAUGCAUUUUUAAAUGUGAAACCAGGGCCCAAGACAGAACAUGUUGUUAAUUCAUUAAAAAUUUAGAUACCUGUAAUCUAAUGACCCCAAACGACUUGAGAACAUGAUGCGCUCUUUAGCCAAUGAGACGGCUUCCUCGUGAUUGUAAUGUGCAGCACAUGUGAUAUUCUGCUAUGAACUUGAUUUAUAAAUC